This is a messenger RNA of Entamoeba dispar SAW760, 876 nucleotides long. Its product is annotated as Wiskott-Aldrich syndrome protein, putative. Bases 1 to 876 code for a protein of 291 amino acids. The transcript has a single exon. Gene Ontology annotation, biological process: actin filament organization. The record is from RefSeq and is a predicted model, not a curated record. NCBI's taxonomy places the organism in Eukaryota, Evosea, Mastigamoebida, Endamoebidae.
AUGAAAAAAAAUGAAAAGCGAAAAGUAAAAGAAAAAAAUACACCUCUCAAAAAUAAAUCUGAUUGUUCACAGAUGUCCUUGUUCAGAAACAAAUAUCCCAAAGAAGAUUUUGAAAAUAUGGUUAUCUCUGAACCAACUGAUUUUAGACAAAUUAAUCAUGCCACUAUAGAGUCAAAUGGACAGGUUAACAUAAACUCUAUCCCAUCAGAAUGGAAAUUGAAUUUACGAAAAGCAGGUAUUCAUAAGAAAGAUUUGAAAGAUGAAAAAACACGUACAGAAAUUUUCUCAUUGCUUUCUAAAAAUGAUAAACGAGCACCUUCUUCUACCCAUGGAACAUUACCACCACCUCCUCCUGGAAGAAAACCACCAACAAGUUCAUCUGGUAAACAAGUUCCUUCUCAUAAACCACCUGCACCUCCAAAUAAAAAAUUACCAACACCACCUCAAGGAAAAGGAAAACCUAUACCACCACCAAGGCCUGGUAACAGAGACGCACUUUCUCAUCAUCAUUCAGAUGUGCCACUUCCUCCCUCACCACAUGGGGAAGCACCACCACCUGUUCCUCCACCAAGAGGAGGUGCACCUGCAUUGCCACCACCUAGAAGAGGAACAAAGAAUGUACCACCUCCACCACCACUUGACCCAAAUGCUGUUACUCCUACAUCAACAACUCUAAGUGGUCCUUCUCUUGCAGAACAAUUACAAGCAAAAAAGAAUGACCUUAACUCUGUUCCAGUAGAAGACAAUACCCUAGCUCAACAAGAAGAUGAUAUUGUUGGUGCUUUAAGAGGAAUUAUGAUCAAAAGAAGAGAAGACAUGAAUAUGGUUGAUAAUGAAGAAGAAGAAGAGGACGAGGAAGAUGAUUGGAGUGACUAA